CCCCCCACCCCGCGUGCCCCCGGGAAGGGACCCGCUCGGGAUGCAAUCUGCUGGAUGCACUGGGCGCGCGGGAAGCGGGCGCUUCUGUGGUUUCCAUGGUUACCCGCUGGCGGCCAGGACUCCAGGCGCGUUCCGCCGCGGGGGAGGUGGAGCGUGACCGCCAGGGGAGCCGCGGGCCCGACGUGGCCUCACUGCCGCCCCCCCUCCCCCACGACGCGCCUGGCCGGAGGGCAGCCCCGCCUGCUGACUCUGCUGCGCGUGCGGACAGCGACCGCCUUAUCCUCCGGUGAAGGUUGUUUACACGUGGGGCGGGUGCAGGUCUGGCCAGGUUUCCCAAGGGGCACGUGGUGUCAGGGAGCAGGUGAUCCCCGAGGAAGGGAGGUGGCCCCUCCUCUGGGUCCUCGCUGUCCACCUGGAGACGGUGCGCUUCCUCUGAUGUCAGCUCUGCCUCCGGCUGUCAACUCAGCCGCAGCAGCGCCUCGCAUCCUCUUGUUCCCGGGACGCAGGCUCGUCUUGGACACACCCCCAACCUCAAGUUUUCCGGGAAGCCAGGCCCUUUUAGCACAAUCACCCUCAAAAGAUCAGGUAUAGGAAGGUGGAUCUGCUACUCAGUGAAAGAAAGGUCUCGUGGCAGGUCUUCUGAGGCAGGCGUCAGUCUAGUUGAAUGGUACUGCUACCCACAACCUUGUGAAUUACUGGACUCAGGCGGGCACAGCCCAAGGUCUUAGAAAGGGAGUGUCUGUUUGUACAGGCAUUCUCAGGAUUUGAACAGUGACUGCCUGGCACAGAGGGCCGGGGCCAGGCGGACCCUGAUCAGAUAUGCCAGAAGGAGCACCUCUUUAGGGUCCCCUUCCUGUCUCACGGCCCUCCCAGGUGGGUGGAGGCCAGAAGAAAGCCAGGAGUGCAGAUUAGGAGUGUGCUACUCUGGCAGGGUGUGCCCCUGUCCAGAGGCCAGAGUGGGACAGGCCCUCUGCCAGUCACCAAAGGGCCUCUGAGUCCCUGUCACUGCUCUUCAGAGGAAGCAUGCUUUUGACUUUGUAGGAGAGACUGGUCAGGUCUUAGAUAUGAUCCUUCAGAGUCUGGGUAGCUGUUUCCCUGGCACAUCAGUGAGGCUGCUGUGGGACUGACAUUGAUGAGGCAUGGGGAGGGGAGUGGAGGGCCUGACUGUGUCCUGUGGGCCAUCACCCUCCUCCCUCUGUCUUGGGGUCCUCAGCCCUGCCGGUGGUGGGGGUUUAGUCACUAAGUCUUGUCCGACUCUUGCGACCCUGUGGACUGUGGACUGUAGCCUGCCAGGCUCCUCUGUCCAUGGGAUUCUCCAGGCAAGAAUACUGGAAUGGGUUGCCAUUUCCUUCUGCAGGGGAUCUUUCCGACCCAGGAAUCGAACCUGGGUCUCCUCAUCGCAGGCAGAUGCUUUACCAGCUGAGCCAUGAGGCUGAGUCGCUUGUUAACUCUGGCAUCCCAGCCAGCUCUGUGCUUUUGAAGCGGGAUACCUGGGCCGCUGCAGGAGUUCAUGGUGUUGGGGUACUGACCCGUGAAGAUGAAGAGAGACCUGUGGCUUCACCCUGAAAUGUCACUUUCACCUGCAGAUUUGGGAACGUGAUUGUCAUGUGGAUUCCCAACAGCAUGUAACACAGGGUCGAUUGCAAAGCACACAGGAGUUUUAGAGAUGAGACUAGAGUUCAGAUAGAGCUCCUGCUUCUGUCUGGUCGCUGUGCGGGAGCACCACCUUCCUCAGGUAGGGGGCCUUGGAGAGGCGUUUCCUCGGGGUCUUGAUUGUCAUCUGGAGAAGACAGGCUGGCCCUGGACACCCCCCUCACUUGGGACAAGCAUCGGAGGCCCCCAAGGGGACAUCUUCCAGCCCUUGAUGGUUAAAGGGCUCCUGGCUGGAGCCCGUUUGUCUGGGUUGAAACCUGGUCCUCCUGGAAGGUUGGCUGUUGGUAGACACAGGGGUGGAGGUGGAAAGCAGGACGUAUGGGCCUCUGUCAGGCAAGACCGGGCACAGCGGACUGUCGGGCAGAAGCAGUGUCAUGUCUUGGGCACUCAUAUCUGUGGCCCUGGGGAGCCCACUGCCUGAAUGAUGUGACGGUUGGUCCAGGACAGGUGCCACCUUUAGUAGGCCGGAGCGCGUCUGUUGCUGCAGGAGACCUUGGGGGUCACACAGGGCAGUCUCCUUCACUUCACGUGGUUUCGUCUUCCAUCGCUUGCUGUGUAGGGUUACAUGGGAACACACCAGGAGGGCUCCAGGCCUUCUCAGGGAUCAGAGGGGCAUUCCUGUCUGCACCUACACCCAAAGGGCUUCUCUCGCGGCCCACGCCGUGCGUGGUGCUGCCUGCCCUGCCCCGAGCCCUUGAGAGGUGGUCUCUCUUUGAUGCUGCUCACUUUGCAAGCUUGUGCAAUCUCAGGCCUCUUCAACUGCAUCACCAUCCAUCCUCUGAACAUCGCGGCCGGCGUGUGGAUGGUCAUGAACGCCUCUGUCCUGCUGCUGUGCGAGGCACCCUUCUGCUGCCAGUUCAUGGAGUUUGCGAACGCCGUGGCAGCCAAGGCAGACCGGCUGCGCUCCUGGCAGAAGGCCGUCUUCUACUGCGGGAUGGCGGUCGUUCCCAUUGUCAUCAGCCUGACCCUGACCACGCUGCUGGGCAACGCCAUCGCCUUCGCCACCGGAGUGCUGUAUGGACUCUCAGCGCUAGGCAAAAAGGGCGACGCGAUCUCCUACGCCAGGAUCCAGCAGCAGAGGCAGCAGGUGGACGAGGAGAAGCUCACGGACGCCCUGGAGGGGGAGCUGUGAGGGGUUGGGGCCCUCCUGCCCCCGCUCGCCUCCUGGUCUGUGUGAGCAUGUGCCGAGGAGCGUGGACCCCGAGGGGUCUGGGGAGGAGCCGGCGUCUGGUUCUCUCAGUCCCGCUCACCUGUCCCCACACCCGG
Messenger RNA from Bubalus bubalis (water buffalo), 2919 nucleotides. RefSeq names its product calcium channel flower domain containing 1 (gene CACFD1). The record is from RefSeq and is a predicted model, not a curated record. The coding region runs from base 2219 to 2785 and encodes 188 amino acids. The transcript has 6 exons. NCBI's taxonomy places the organism in Eukaryota, Metazoa, Chordata, Mammalia, Artiodactyla, Bovidae. Gene Ontology annotation, biological process: vesicle-mediated transport. Gene Ontology annotation, cellular component: membrane.